Molecule: messenger RNA, 783 nt
Organism: Monosiga brevicollis MX1
Lineage: Eukaryota; Choanoflagellata; Craspedida; Salpingoecidae
Exons: 4
Biological process (GO): protein histidyl modification to diphthamide
Molecular function (GO): diphthine-ammonia ligase activity
Source: RefSeq, a predicted model, not a curated record
AGCGGUGGGAAGGACAGCUGCCACAACCUGCUGCACUGCGUCGCCAAUGGCCACCAGGUGGUGGCACUCGCCAAUCUGGCGCCGCCCGAGCAGCCUCACGAUGUCCUCGUUUCAGAUGAGCUCGACAGCAUGAUGUACCAGACAGUUGGCCACGAGGGCAUUGAGCUGCUGGCCGCCGCGCUGGACAAGCCCCUCUACCGCGAGGCCAUCGUCGGUGCCUGCGUGUCUGACACAAAGACGUACCAUCGUGCCGAGCGGGAUGAGGUUGAAGACAUGGAUCGCCUCUUCCAGCGAGUGAUCCGAUCCCAUCCUGACGUCGAGGCCGUGUCUGUUGGCGCCAUCCUCUCCGAUUACCAGCGAACUCGCGUCGAACAGGUCGCGGCCCGCCAUGGCAUUACCGUCCUCAGCUACCUGUGGCAACGCGACCAGGCCGAGCUCCUUGCCGAAAUGGUCGCAAGUGGCCUUGAAGCCAUUGUCAUCAAGGUUGCAGCUAUGGGCCUGAUGCCUCGCAAGCAUCUGGGCCAAACGCUCGGCAUGCUCAGCCCAACCCUUCACAAGCUCCAUGACCUGUACGAGGUGCAUGUAUGUGGUGAGGGUGGCGAAUAUGAAACCUUUGUUCUGGACAGUCCGCUGUUUACACGUCGUCUCGUUGUCGAGGAAUCCACCACCAUUAUCCAUUCCGACGACGCCUUUGCUCCCGUCGGCUACCUUCAGUUGCAACGACUCGCGCUUGUCGACAAACCGGGGCACGUCGUUCCUGAUGCCGACGCCGCCCGUACUUUG